AUGAUUUUGUUUAGGUGAUUUUUAUUUUUAGUUAAUUUUUUGUGGUAGUGUAAUAAGCAAAUGCAACUAAAAGUUAAAAUGAUAAAAUAACAUAGACGUUAUACCUAAAUCUAAUCGGCAGUGUUGGACCUACCAUAACAAAGCUAUUCUGUCAACAAUGUUCAUCAAUUAAUCGAUGUUUUUUCCUACGAAACUUGUUUAAAUAGGUAAAUUCUAUCUUUUAUCCAAUCCUAAAAUAUUCGGUCCUAAUUUACUGAUUUGAAAACCACUUCUGCCUUAUCUAUCUCUUCUCUUCUUGACUUAUCUUUGCUGCUUUUUAUCUUUUCUCCUCUUGCAGACCUUCAUAGCGUUUCCACUGUUGAUACAUUUAACUCUGAUACGAAAUCUGCAUAUUAAAACUAUGUAGUGUAGCAGGAAACAUAAAGUAAAAAAAUUGGCUUUAUAUGUGUGCAUCAUUGAAGAUUUAUUUGCUUGAACUCUCCAUGUUUAUGAACAUGCCAUGGAGCUGGUUAGGGCUCUCUCUUGACCAUCAACCUCUUUUCAGCUAGUUUUCUGGCCUUUAAAGAAUGAACCAAGACCUAAUCCUUCUUUCUAAGCUUGUCCCAAAAUCCUUUAUGGUGGUUUAGUGUCAAACUCGGAAUGAUCCUGUAGGUUUGUGUUUUGACACCUCUCAAAACCUCUUCAUGUCACAUCCUGAAAUGGCUUUUGGUUUGCUAUGCUGCUUCUUUAACCUUCUUGUCAAUAGCUUCUAAGACAUCACUCUUAUGUAAAAGUUUUGUUCAUAUACUUUGACUAUCUGAGGAUUAAUAACAUGUUAUUUAUAUUCUUAUUGUGUCUUCAAUGGUUAUCAUAUUUUAGUAACUUCAUCAAAUUUUGACUGAGGAUUAAUAACAAAUUUUUUCAGUAUACAUUAACCGUCUAUGUUUUUUUGAUGGUCUAGUGGCAAUUUUUUCUUCUUAAAUGGCGAUUAUUCUCCUUCUCUAGUGUUAUUAUUUACUAGAUCAAGCAAGCCAUUUAUAAGCUCAAACUAACUCUUGUUCGGUCCAGCUCCAAUCCACUCUUAUUGAUGGAUUGUCAUCCAAUGAUAUUUUGACAUAGUAUCAAUUGACCAUUUUAGGCUAGAUGUAACAGUGAAACUAAGUAGAUUUUUGUUACCAAUUUUCCGAAUCCACUGAUUGAGAGGUAAACAUUUUCGAGAUUUACUGUUUUUUUGGCAUAAAUCAAUGCAUUUGCACAAACUAUGACAAAUUUAAAAUGAAAGAGAAUUUCUCAUAAUGUUGUCUUAGGACUUUGUUAAAACUGGAAACUGAUAUUUCUUGAGUUCGUGCAACAUAUUUUAUCAUGAUUAAUGUAUGAGAGAUGAGUUUCUCUUGUAUGGUUGAAAACAUGCAAAAGAAUGAAAAAUUCGGAUUUAAAUGAAAAAUGUGUUUUCAUUUUUCCUUCCGGGCCACUCUCAUCUCUGGAAAAGUAUAUAUAGUUAGGUUUUGUCUAAAAUUGUCAUUGAGAGGUCUUGUCAAAAUUAUGAGCAAACAGUGUGAAGAUAUUAAACUAAUCCUAUAUCUCCACUUUGAUAGACGUUUUUUAAAUGAUUUUUGGCAUUUCUACUUUCGUUUCUCAGUUUCUGGGAUUGAAAAGUUUGAUUUUCAUAAUAACAAUGGAAGAAGAAAUAGUAAGUGUGAUUUCCAAUGGUGUAACGAAUGUGAUUGCAGAAUUAUCAGAUUCGACAAGCAGCAGUCAAGUUCCGGCAACCAAGCUCGCAAGACAAGCAACUAUGGCCUCCCCCACAAAGUUCAAAGGCCUGGUGCCGCAGCAAAAUGGGCAUUGGGGUGCCCAAAUAUACGCCAACCACCAACGCAUAUGGCUCGGCACCUUCAAAACCGAAAAGGAAGCAGCUAUGGCUUAUGACAGUGCUUCAAUCAGGCUUCGUAGCUCAGACUCCCACAGAAAUUUCCCUUGGACAAGCAUCACUGCUCAAGAACCAAACUUUCAAAGUCAUUUUAGCACUGAAGCGUUGCUCAACAUGAUCAGAGAUGGCUCUUAUGAAUCAAAAUUUGCAGAUUUCUUGAGAAACCAUUCUAAAUAUGUGCCAAGAGAUGUCAAUUUCAGUCCAAUGAAGGCAUUUGGCACCGGCUGGCUUAUGUGCCGUGAGCUAUUUCAGAAAGAGCUAACGCCAAGUGAUGUGGGAAAGCUUAACAGGCUUGUCAUCCCAAAGAAAUACGCUAUUAAGUACUUCCCGUGCAUCUCUGAAAGCAGCGGAGAAGGAGAACAUGUCAACACUAACAAGGCGGAUGAUGUGCAGCUUCUUUUCCAUGACAGGCUGAUGAGGCUGUGGAAAUUUCGCUACUGCUAUUGGAAGAGCAGCCAGAGCUUCGUCUUCACAAGAGGCUGGAACAGAUUUGUGAAGGAAAAUCAACUGAAGACUAAUGACACUGUUGCUUUCUACUUGUGCCAGUGCAUAGAGAAGACGCAGGCAACUAAGACUUUCUGUAUGAUUGAUGUUAACAAGAUGGAGCCCCGUGACAUGCAAGUAGAUUCGAGGCUUCAAUCAAGCUGUAACGUUGUUCAGGAAGUUGAAAAUGAGGUUGGGGAAGAAGAAGACGACGUGGUGGAACCAAUUUUGACAGAGAGUAGUAAGCAGAAGGCCAUUAAACUUUUUGGUGUACAAAUCUUUUGAAGAAGACAUGCAUGCUUCAUCUGGAAAUGGCCUUAUAUUUUCAUUUUAGCUAUGUUAUGGAAUUCUCUUUUAAUUUUUCUUCUUGUUUCUAGGCCAAAAAUUGCUACAGAUAGUGCACAAGCUCAGAUUUUAUCCAUUUAUAGAAAGGUGAUUUGCGGUU
Mangifera indica (mango) is the source of this 2834-nucleotide messenger RNA. RefSeq names its product AP2/ERF and B3 domain-containing transcription factor At1g51120-like. The transcript has 2 exons. Gene Ontology annotation, biological process: regulation of DNA-templated transcription. Gene Ontology annotation, molecular function: DNA-binding transcription factor activity; DNA binding. The record is from RefSeq and is a predicted model, not a curated record. NCBI's taxonomy places the organism in Eukaryota, Viridiplantae, Streptophyta, Magnoliopsida, Sapindales, Anacardiaceae. The coding region runs from base 1586 to 2674 and encodes 362 amino acids.